AUGGUAUACAGUUCGUUGACUGAGGUUCCUCACAACCUCAAGGAGGGUAUUGACUGGUUGAUAGCGCUGAGGGGAACUGAUGCGGAAAAGAACUUGAAGGCUAUGGGCAAAGCGCUUUACGGUUUGCUCGCAGACAAGCCUGUUGGCUUUACGGAGGUGCCAGCUCUCGAGGAAGUGAAACGUAUUUCUAAGGAGUUUCUGGAGCAAAAGGAGCUUAAGUGCCAGCCAUUCGUUGAAGACCUGCUGAAAAGAUACACGACACCCUUGAGAAAACUUCUCAAAAGGCUCCCUGCGAUCACUGAUAGUGUCGAGGAAAGCGAUUAUAAAAACGUCGUGGAGACCCGGGGUAUCAAACCUAAAGACAUCGCGAAGUACAUAAGUGAAAUUGUGCAUAAUUGUGAGAACUUAUUGAAUGACAUAACAAAGCCUCACCGGUAUGCGACUGCUUACAGCCCAGAAGCGACGUGGGAUGCAUCAUGCGAAAAAGACCCGGAAGCUUGCGCAGUGAUCCUCGUGGGGAUUGCGCCUAUGUUAUACGCAGGCCUACGUUCUUUGCGGGCUGCGGGAAAUGUUGCAACUUGGAACUCGUCAUUGACUAAUAAGGAGGAGCGUGUGGGAGAGGUAUUGAAAGCUGUGGGUUACAAAGAGACGGAAUGCCGCUCUAGCAUGAGUGGUCCAGAUAUCCGCAAGGCGUUGAGCGGUAUAAACUAUCGAGUGUUGCAAAUAAUCUAUGACAUCGCUGGAUUUUGGGCUUUCUAUAAGUCUGAUAAAAUAGUGGAGUCGAAUGUUGAGCAACGUGCAGGAGUUAAACCUGGAAGAACUAAAAUAUCUACAAAAGCCGUAGAAACUACAGAACUCGUGGAACAAUCAGUAGAUGCCGUGGAGCCCAUGGAACCUGCGGAAGCCUAUGAAUUCGUGGAUCCCAUGGAACCUGCGGAAGCCUAUGAAUUCGUGGAUCCCAUGGAACCUGCGGAAGCCUAUGAAUUCGUGGAUCCCAUGGAACCUGCGGAAGCCUAUGAAUUCGUGGAUCCCAUGGAACCUGCGGAAGCCUAUGAAUUCGCGGAACCCAUGGAACCUGCGGAAGGCUUUGAAUUCGCGGAGCCUGUGGAACAACCUGACGACGCCCCUAAAUCUAGAAGAGCUAGGAAGUCGAGAAAGUCAAGGAGAUCUAGGAGGGCUAAGAAAUCUCAAUCAUCCACAGAUCUUCCGGAAGCCAUAGAGGCUGUGGAAGAGUCUGUAGGAUUGUACGAUGGUUUAGAAGGUGUAGAAUUUGCGGAUGAGGAGCAAUCUGAAGAUUCCGUAGAACUCUCGGAGCCUGUGGAACAACCUGACGACGCCCCUAAAUCUAGAAGAGCUAGGAAGUCGAGAAAGUCAAGGAGAUCUAGGAGGGCUAAGAAAUCUCAAUCAUCCACAGAUCUUCCGGAAGCCAUAGAGGCUGUGGAAGAGUCUGUAGGAUUGUACGAUGGUUUAGAAGGUGUAGAAUUUGCGGAUGAGGAGCAAUCUGAAGAUUCCGUAGAACUCUCGGAGCCUGUGGAACAACCUGACGACGCCCCUAAAUCUAGAAGAGCUAGGAAGUCGAGAAAGUCAAGGAGAUCUAGGAGGGCUAAGAAAUCUCAAUCAUCCACAGAUCUUCCGGAAGCCAUAGAGGCUGUGGAAGAGUCUGUAGGAUUGUACGAUGGUUUAGAAGGUGUAGAAUUUGCGGAUGAGGAGCAAUCUGAAGAUUCCGUAGAACUCUCGGAGCCUGUGGAACAACCUGACGACGCCCCUAAAUCUAGAAGAGCUAGGAAGUCGAGAAAGUCAAGGAGAUCUAGGAGGGCUAAGAAAUCUCAAUCAUCCACAGAUCUUCCGGAAGCCAUAGAGGCUGUGGAAGAGUCUGUAGGAUUGUACGAUGGUUUAGAAGGUGUAGAAUUUGCGGAUGAGGAGCAAUCUGAAGAUUCCGUAGAACUCUCGGAGCCUGUGGAACAACCUGACGACGCCCCUAAAUCUAGAAGAGCUAGGAAGUCGAGAAAGUCAAGGAGAUCUAGGAGGGCUAAGAAAUCUCAAUCAUCCACAGAUCUUCCGGAAGCCAUAGAGGCUGUGGAAGAGUCUGUAGGAUUGUACGAUGGUUUAGAAGGUGUAGAAUUUGCGGAUGAGGAGCAAUCUGAAGAUUCCGUAGAACUCUCGGAGCCUGUGGAACAACCUGACGACGCCCCUAAAUCUAGAAGAGCUAGGAAGUCGAGAAAGUCAAGGAGAUCUAGGAGGGCUAAGAAAUCUCAAUCAUCCACAGAUCUUCCGGAAGCCAUAGAGGCUGUGGAAGAGUCUGUAGGAUUGUACGAUGGUUUAGAAGGUGUAGAAUUUGCGGAUGAGGAGCAAUCUGAAGAUUCCGUAGAACUCUCGGAGCCUGUGGAACAACCUGACGACGCCCCUAAAUCUAGAAGAGCUAGGAAGUCGAGAAAGUCAAGGAGAUCUAGGAGGGCUAAGAAAUCUCAAUCAUCCACAGAUCUUCCGGAAGCCAUAGAAACUGUACAAGCUAAGACGGAUGUAGAAGCUAAAGAAGCUGUAAAGACAAAAGAAGCUGUAGAAACAAACAUAGCUAAAAAGUCGCUAAAGGCUAGAAAAGUUACAGAAGCUGCAAAGGCUAAGAAAAAGUAA
This is a messenger RNA of Babesia ovata, 2631 nucleotides long. RefSeq lists its product as uncharacterized. The record is from RefSeq and is a predicted model, not a curated record. The coding region runs from base 1 to 2631 and encodes 876 amino acids. NCBI's taxonomy places the organism in Eukaryota, Apicomplexa, Aconoidasida, Piroplasmida, Babesiidae. The transcript has a single exon.